Molecule: messenger RNA, 651 nt
Organism: Lutra lutra (Eurasian river otter)
Lineage: Eukaryota; Metazoa; Chordata; Mammalia; Carnivora; Mustelidae
Product: S-phase kinase-associated protein 1-like
Exons: 1
Coding region: 88-579 (163 amino acids)
Biological process (GO): SCF-dependent proteasomal ubiquitin-dependent protein catabolic process
Cellular component (GO): cytoplasm; nucleus
Molecular function (GO): cullin family protein binding
Source: RefSeq, a predicted model, not a curated record
CCUUGUUCUCCUUUUUUCUCCCCACGUUCCCGAGGCCGCUGUGUUUUUAUCAGCCUCCGACCCGCAGUCGGCCUGAGACCGAGCACCAUGCCUUCAAUUAAGUUGCAGAGUUCCGAUGGAGAGAUAUUUGAAGUUGAUGUUGAAAUCGCCAAACAGUCUGUGACUAUCAAGACCAUGUUGGAAGAUUUGGGAAUGGACGAUGAAGGAGAUGAUGAUCCAAUUCCUCUACCAAAUGUUAAUGCAGCAAUAUUAAAAAAGGUCAUUCAGUGGUGCACCCACCACAAGGAUGACCCCCCUCCUCCUGAGGAUGAUGAGAACAAAGAAAAGCGGACAGAUGAUAUCCCCGAUUGGGACCAAGAAUUCCUGAAAGUUGACCAAGGAACACUGUUUGAACUUAUUCUGGCUGCGAACUACUUAGACAUCAAAGGUUUGCUUGAUGUAACAUGCAAGACUGUUGCCAAUAUGAUCAAGGGGAAAACUCCUGAGGAGAUCCACAAGACCUUCAAUAUCAAAAAUGACUUUACUGAAGAAGAGGAAGCCCAGGUACGCAAAGAGAACCAGUGGUGUGAAGAGAAGUGAAAUGUUAUGCCUGACACUGUAACACUGUAAGGAUUGUUCCAAAUACUAGUUGCACUGCUCUGUUUAUAAUUG